UGUGCGGGCAUAACAAAAAAUAAACUCUUUCGGGCAAUGAUUGUCGGACUUCGGCACUUAAAUCUGCGAUAACAAUAAUUAUCGUGUAAUUUACCAACAGCGGAACCUGCAAGCUUGGGUGGGAUAAGGUUCUUCUUAUUUGUUCCACUAUUUGUGUUUAGCUGUCACAAUGAAGUCUCCCAACCUAAGGAUGUGUACAACUUCUUGUUUCCUGUUGGUCAUAAUUCUAAGCAGUCUGUCGCUUCAAGCUCGUGGGUCUCAAGAGGCCAAUCGACCCACUGUGAAUGUCGUCAUCGUCGGGGGUACCGGUGACUUGGCUAAGAAAUAUCUAUGGCAAGGGUUCUUUAAUCUCAACCAAGAGCAAAAUGAUGGCUUCACCUUCAGUGUUAUCGGAGCAGCCAGGAUGGCAGCAACAGAAGGUGACGGGCAACUAGCCAAGAUUCUACAAGACAACGUGUCCUGUGCGAAGUCUGUACGACCAGAUGAAAACUGCGAGGCAAAACUGACUGAAUACAGAUCUAUAGUUACUUAUAGGAAACUAAAGACAGCCAGUGACUAUGCCGACCUUUGCCAUGAGAUUGGACAGGAUGCUGCAAAGGAGCAUGGGAGAUUGUUUUAUUUGUCUGUACCUCCGUUCGCCUACGCAGGUAUCGCUGAAAAUAUUGCCAGAGCUUGCAGGCCGAGUGGCGGAGGAUGGCUACGAGUCGUUUUAGAGAAACCGUUCGGUCGUGAUUAUUCAUCGGCCCAGGACCUGGCAAAGAAACUCUCCCCUCAUCUGCAAGAAGAGGAGAUAUAUCGCAUCGACCACUACCUUGGCAAAAUUGGUGUGGAGAGUAUCCUGCCAUUCCGUAUGUUAAAUCAAGAUACGUACAAGAAACUUUGGGAUGGAGAACACAUCGAGAGAGUUGAGAUCGUCAUGAAGGAAAAAAUUGACUCAAAAGGUCGACUUGAAUUUUACGACGAGUACGGAGUCAUCCGAGACGUUAUGCAGAAUCAUCUAACGGAAAUAUUCACCUUGGUUGCCAUGGAACUUCCAAGAAACAUCACCAGUAGAGCGGAGUUCCUCGAUAAUAAAAUCCGUCUCCUCGCGCAAACACGACCUGUCAAUGCCGAACAAGCUGUGAUUGCCCAGUACAACGGUUAUGUUGACCAAUGGCGUGACGAGCUCGGCAAAGACCAAAGCGAAGAAACUUUAGUGCCAACGUUUGCCGCGGGAUCGUUGUUUGUUAAAAAUCCACGCUGGAGCGACGUACCGUUUGUUCUAAUGGCCGGUAAGAAACUGGAUGAGCGUAUUGGUUACGUCCGCGUGAUCUUCAGAGAUGACGCGGUCUGCGUAACAAACGCUGGAAGCGACUCUCAAAACAAAUGCGCUAAAAACCGCCAGCAAGUAAUUUUUUUCACUGGUAACCCAGGACUAAAAUAUCCGUCAAUUUUAGUUUCAAAGCAGCUUCCUAAACCACAAGUUCCUCCAACAUGGUCGGUACCCGAUACCGACCCAAAUAUGGAGAUUUUUAACGAGAAAAUUUCAAAUUUCUAUUAUUUUUCCCCACCCAAAGACCAAGACGCAUACACGUCUCUUAUUUCAGCUUGCUUUAAAGGCGACCAACAAAAAUUUGUCGGAAGUCGUGAUCUGAUGGCCUCGUGGAACAUCUGGACACCACUCUUAAAAAGUAUCGAGAAACAAACACCAAGGAUCUACGAAGGAGGUGAUGACACGGGGUCGUGGCUAGACUUUAAGGUCAAAGGUCAAACUCUGUCAUACAUUCACCAACUUAGCAAUGCCUUCGACUAUCAGAACGUGGGUUCAUCUUUCACAUCAAUUUCAGACCAGUUCCGAUCACAAUCCCUUAUCACUGGCGAGAAAGAAAGUGUUAUCACCCAACUAGCACAGCAUCUAUUCAACAUCGCAGGGCAGUCCAUUCGGGAAAGGGGGAGUUUUCACAUCGCCCUUCCGGGAGGGUCAACACCAAAGUCGCUCUUUACUCACUUAGCGAUCAGAAUGUCCAACCGAUUCCCGUGGCACGAUACUCAUUUCUGGAUGGUGGACGAGCGGUGCGUUCCGUUCAAUCACACAGCGUCAAAUUUUAAGCAGCUUCACGAUUCGUUACUCAAAUACAUCCCCGUGCCCUACUUGAACAUCCAUCCCAUGCCUGUCAAGCUCGCAAGCGGCCUCUGUGCUGCUGCCGAUCACGGGACCAAUACAUACGCGAGCGACCUGACACUCAUCCCCGAAGGACGGCUCGAUUACAUCCUCCUAGGUAUGGGUUCGGACGGACAUGUUGCGUCCAUCUUUCCAAACCACAAAAUCAUGACGGAUACGACAGCCAAAGUCGCUCUGACUGACGGUGGUCCGCAAGAUGGAAUACCACACCGUAUGACGCUGACAUUCGCUACGAUUAAUAAAGCCCGUCAUGUAGGCGUGCUGGUUCUAGGGAGAGCUAAGAGUGGGAUGGUGUCGGUGCUGAGUUCAGAAGGAGUGGUGAACCCAUUGAGAUAUCCAGUCACUGGGGUUCGAUUAGAACAGGGUGAACAAUACUGGUACAUUGAUCACGAUGCUUUGCUUUAGUAUAGACCUUUCUCAAGGAAACUGAGGGGGAAACUUUUCCCUCGAAAUUUGGGGCUACCACGAAACAGUUACUAGAUAACGAUAUAGACCUUUAUCCCUGUGUGGUCACUCUUGAUUUCCAUUCCGACUCAUUGUAACCAAACUGUGGCUGGACAAAGUAAUAGUCUGGUGCCAUGUUUGCGCAAUAAAUGUUAGCAUUCAUUACUGUUUUUGAAAACAGAACAUGACCAAGAUGGUGACAGUGAUAAAGGUCUAUUGUGUGUACAAUGUUGGUGUGUAGACCUUUAUCGUGGUGUAGCCAUCUUGAAUUUCUCCCAUUGAUACCAAUGUUACCAAACCGAGGCUGGAAGAACAAAAUAUUAAUU
Molecule: messenger RNA, 2931 nt
Organism: Asterias rubens (European starfish)
Lineage: Eukaryota; Metazoa; Echinodermata; Asteroidea; Forcipulatida; Asteriidae
Product: GDH/6PGL endoplasmic bifunctional protein-like
Exons: 7
Coding region: 170-2566 (798 amino acids)
Biological process (GO): pentose-phosphate shunt; pentose-phosphate shunt, oxidative branch; glucose metabolic process
Cellular component (GO): endoplasmic reticulum
Molecular function (GO): glucose-6-phosphate dehydrogenase activity; 6-phosphogluconolactonase activity; NADP binding
Source: RefSeq, a predicted model, not a curated record